Molecule: messenger RNA, 1920 nt
Organism: Medioppia subpectinata
Lineage: Eukaryota; Metazoa; Arthropoda; Arachnida; Sarcoptiformes; Oppiidae
Source: the annotation of a GenBank genome assembly
CAUAUUUCUAUCGCCAAGAAUUAUGUAAAACAAAUUUCCCGAUCGGACCGAAUGGUUGACAAACCGCGACCGAGUUAUACGAGCUCUUUCUUGAGCUCUCGGAACUCAUCGAUGUCCUCGAGAUCGUCAUCACAUUUUGGUUCAAUGAGUCUUUCCCGCAGAAGAACUUGGGUUUUAGAUUCAAUGUCCGGAAAUGAUUUGGGUAAAUUUCAAGGAAUGCUCAGCUUUGCCAGCGAUACAAUAUCGGACGCCAUCGACAAAAUGCCUCUCAAUCUAAAAAGACAAUACGAGUGUUCGCAUCACUCGCUGGAAAUCAAUCCACAUUUACUGCAUUUCAUACCCCGGAGGACAAUAGACACACUGAAGAAGAGUACCAUUCGUCACAUCCAUACCAUAGACUUAGAGCACGAGCGCCAAUAUCUCCACGAAAAGGAUCCGUUGUUUCCGUUUUACUUAUAUUUUUCAGCGCUAAUCACUAUCGCUAUUAUGAUCAUCAGAUUCUUGACUCUUUAUGAUGAGCACACAGAUUGGGGCACUUUUUGGUACACAAACGGCACUAUUGUCUUCUAUCUAACCGUAUCUAUUAUCGCUAUAUCUCUGUAUUUCACUCAUAAAAAGAAACACGAGAUUAGCUAUUAUUAUCGUAUAUUAAUUUGGGCGUCCAUUUCGUUCUCAUUGAUUCUUAUCGCAUGUUUGGAUGUAAUCCAGUGUCCGGUGUCUAACAGAAUCACUCAAGAGGAGAGGGUUGAACACAUUGACACUAGUCAUAAGGGUAGUCACGAAUGUUUAUAUAAAUGGUCUCGGUAUUACACAUAUUUAGCAGUACUGGCGCUGACAUCCAUUUCGAUGUUUAUGCGAAUCAAUUUGUGGCUGAAAUUCAUUUUGGGCACAAUUACCCUCAUUAUAGUUAAUACUCUCACACAAUAUCAUAGCUGUUCAGUGUUUGUGAAGAUCGACUCCUUCUAUAACCACCAGAACCUUAAGGAAAUGGAGUUCUUUACGCCACGUCUGGCACACAUGCAGUACCUCUUUGUCGUGUAUCUCAUGUUUUAUGUGAUGGACCGUCAGAUUGAAUACAUAAUGCGAUUAGACUUCUUGUGGUCAGUAAAGCUGAAACGUGAGCGACAAGAGGCCCGCAUCACCAGAAAUGUCAACCAACUGUUGCUGAAGAAUAUGCUGCCCAUACAUGUGGCCGAACGGUAUUUGCUCAACACUCCCGACCCCAUCAACAACACUGAACUCUACUACGAGGCCUAUAACUCCAUAGCCGUUAUGUUUGCGUCGAUUCCCAACUUUUUCAAGUUUUAUAGAGACGACGACGGACUCAAAUACUUGGAAAUACUCAAUAAUAUUAUCUGUGAUUUUGAUCGAUUAUUAGUAGUGCCGGCAUUCAGUCAUAAGAUUGAGAAGAUCAAGACAGUCGGCUCUACAUAUAUGGCCGCAUCGGGUCUACGGCCCGGAAAAGGAUCUAUUGAUAGUGUUAUUAGUGUAGACGAAGAGAUUGAAAAUUUAAUAGUAUUGAUCCGUUUUGCGAUGGCGAUGACAAAAGCGCUCAAAAAAUUCAAUGUUCACCGAAAUUCACUGUACGAGUCGGGCUCUGACGUCGACUUUAAACUUAGGAUCGGUAUAGCAAUGGGAGCCGUCACUGCCGGAGUUGUCGGAUCAGUUAAGCCACAGUACGACAUAUGGGGUGACACUGUGAACGUCGCGAGUCGUAUGGACACCAAUGGACUGAUCGAUCGGAUCCAUACGACCGAAGAAGUGGGCAAAAUCUUGAUCGAGUUCAAUUUCCCGUAUAAGCCCGUAUGCAGAGGUGCUAUGAAUAUAAAGGGGAAGGGAAUGAUGUCUACUUAUCUCAUCGAUUCAAACCAGAAGGUUAUGAUUGAAGAAUAUUUAGGAUUCUUCUGAUAUAUUGCAUAA